This is a messenger RNA of Entrophospora sp. SA101, 255 nucleotides long. The record is from the annotation of a GenBank genome assembly. NCBI's taxonomy places the organism in Eukaryota, Fungi, Glomeromycota, Glomeromycetes, Entrophosporales, Entrophosporaceae.
AUGAAUGAAUAUUAUGAAGAAUCAAUAACAACUGAAGACUACAUUAAUUGUAAUAAGACUUACGAAAUUGAAGCAAAUCCUGGAUUAGAAGAAAUUAUUGCUAAUAGUAGCAAAGAUGAAGAAAUGAAAGCAUUUGAAAUUGAAAAAACGCGUCAAGGACCACUUAUAACUGCUACUUUUUCCGCUUUCUCUGAAUCUGGAUCUACAAUAACCUCACCUACCUACAACAAUUUGUGCAAUUCACCUUGCAGUUGA